UCUAGUCACAUGAUGUCUAUUUUUGUUUGUCUAUAGCUAUAUACAGUUUGGAACUAAACAUGAAUGGUCAAUUUUCUAGCCUAUCAAUCAAUGAGGCCGAGGGAGGUUACGACUACAAGUUCAUAGAAGAACCUGCAGACUCUCUCAAGUGUCUCAUCUGUCUGCUAGUAGUUAGGGAGCCACAACAACAUGGCGGCUGUGGGAAGCUAUUCUGUAAGAGCUGUAUAACUAAGUACAGGAGGAACGAUUGUCCUCACUGCAGACAACCAAUCAGGGCAUCUGGAUACCAGCAAUUCGGAGGAACUAUCUUUAACGAUUUUAGAAGUGACCAAGAGGUGAAGUCUCUGCUAGUAUACUGCACGACCAGCUGUGGUUGGCAAGGGGAGCUGCGAUCAGUCGAAGAUCACAAGCAAAACAAGUGCGAAAAUAAUAUAACCCCAUGCCCAAAUGAUUGCGGCUUCGCGCUUAUAAGAAAAAAUCUUCAGUUUCAUCUUGCAACAGACUGCCUGAGGCGACUCACAAGCUGCCUAAAGUGUAAGCAAGAGAUACAGUAUCGAGAUCUGGACAACCACAUGGCAAGAAAGUGCCCCAAGAGACAGUACACAUGCCCACACUGCAAUGAAGCUGGUGUGUAUGAUGAGAGAACUACUACACAUCUGGACGUCUGUCCUAAAGUCAAGAUCCCGUGUUAUAAAUGCUCGGGUACAUUUUCUCGCUGCGAUGAAUCAAGUCAUCCAGUAUUUUGCCCUAAUGAACCAGUUCAAUGCAAGUACUACAGUAUCGGCUGUGCAGAGAAGCCUCUAAGAAAGGAUAAGAGUACGCACGAAAAAAAUGCACAGCUUCACCUUUCACUAGCAACAGAAGAGGUAUUGAGGCUAAAGAAAGCACAGUUCUGGAAAAAUGCUCUAACAUUCAGAAUUAAAAACUACAAGGUACUCGAAUUAGAAGGAAAAGAUUUUUAUAGCCCUCCCUUCUUAACUUCAGCAUCAGGCUACAAGAUGUGUAUACGUGUUGAUACUAGUAAAGGCACUCAUGUUUCAGUGUAUGCCUAUCUCAUGAAGGGAGACAAUGAUGACUCCCUGUCCUGGCCAUUCACUGGGAGAGUUACAUUUGAGCUACUCAACCAACUGGAGGAUGAUAACCAUCACAAGUGGACAACCAGAUUCUCAGCAGAUAGUGUUUCCAGUCAGAGAGUGGUGGAUCAUGAGAGAGGGGGGAAAGGAUAUGGCCGGCCUAAGUUCAUCUCCCACACUGACCUCGCUCACAAGCCUCUUACAAACACUCAGUACCUCAAAGACGACACUCUAAUAUUCCGAGUAUCUGCAGAAGCUCCUGACUACAAGCCAUGGCUGGAGUGUACUAAUUGACUGUAUAAAAAUUAAUAGCUACAUUAUCAUAAUUAUACGUGUAGGAAAGUUGAACUAAUUAAUGGACCUGACUGUACAUGUAAUUUCUUUCAAAUAUCCAUUGUAUAUACAAGUAUCUUCAUAGAUUAAAAUAAUUAUAA
Halichondria panicea is the source of this 1507-nucleotide messenger RNA. RefSeq names its product TNF receptor-associated factor 5-like. Lineage: Eukaryota; Metazoa; Porifera; Demospongiae; Suberitida; Halichondriidae. The transcript has 2 exons. The record is from RefSeq and is a predicted model, not a curated record. Bases 60 to 1367 code for a protein of 435 amino acids. Gene Ontology annotation, molecular function: protein binding; zinc ion binding. Gene Ontology annotation, biological process: regulation of apoptotic process; signal transduction.